Molecule: messenger RNA, 778 nt
Organism: Meloidogyne enterolobii
Lineage: Eukaryota; Metazoa; Nematoda; Chromadorea; Rhabditida; Meloidogynidae
Source: the annotation of a GenBank genome assembly
AUGUCUACUACUGCUGGAAGGAUUCCUCGUCCACCGGAGCAUAUUAUGCGCUAUCCAUUGCACAAUGUCGCCAAGGUUUUUGGAAAUAUGGCGCUUGCAUCUUCCUUUUUGUCUGCAAUUGCUUACGCUUAUUUCUACGUAUUGCCUCGUCGUCAUCAAUAUCGCGUGUUUAUGCAAAAUUAUGACCCGUAUGAGGAGAUGCGUCGUAUCUGUGCUUAUCCAAAGAAGUAUAUGAUCACCUGCCCUACUGUUUUGGCUGAAAAGUUGAAGGAGAAGGUUUAUUAUUGAGGAAUUUGAAUGAUCUGGGUUUAGACACUAGUAGGGAGGGUUAACCUGGCCAAAUUUUCGAUUUGGGUUGGAAAUGGUGAAGCUGAAAAACCCUGAUCCUUGGUAGCAAUGACCAGUUGCUUUAUUUUGUGAUAAAUCCACAACCUUGUGAAAUAUCCUGGUCUGGCCUCCAGAGCCUUGUAAAAUUAAAGCGUGGUUUGGUGCAGGUCGUAACUGUGGGUUGCACAAAUUUCGCAGUUUUCAAUUUCGGAUUUGGAAGAUAUUUUUUCAAGAAAGGGUUAAAGAAUGAAACAACGGGCUCCCUUUUGUUUUUUUGGUUCUAAACAACGGGCUCCCCUUUGUUCUACAUAAUUUUUUUUUUGAUUGCAAACAGCCUGCUUUUCUUAAAAUCUCUAUUUUUAACGUUACUUGUUUUGGGAAUCCCUUCCAAAAAAGGCCUAAAAAAUAUUUGAAUCACCCUUUAUAUUUUAAAUGCCUUAAUUCUUUUUUC